This is a messenger RNA of Moneuplotes crassus, 1604 nucleotides long. Lineage: Eukaryota; Ciliophora; Spirotrichea; Euplotida; Euplotidae. The record is from the annotation of a GenBank genome assembly.
UUUUAAAAAUGUCAUUUGAUUUUUGCUAUGCAGAUGUACUUGCACUAGGCGAGAGUGAUGAGGAAGACCCUAUCUUUGAGAUAGGCAUUAAGAAGAAAAAGAGUCAUAAGAAGGUUGCCAGCGACCAGCAUAAGAAGAUAGAGGAGGAAAUGAAGCUACUAAAGAUAGCUGAAGGAGCUAAGAAGACUAAGAAGCGGAAUCGGAAUAAGAAGCAUGAAAGGCAUUGCCUCCAGCCAAACUUUAUGACCAUAGAAAACGAACUAUUUCUGAACGAAAAUGAAGAAGACCAUAAGGCCCAGUACCAGAUGGUGAAGGCUACUGAAUCUACCAAUGAGGAGAACAAGGUACUCCCUGCUGACUCAAAGCCAGCUUCUAUUAAGGGACUUACUGAGGAAGAAGUAAAGGCCUCUGAUGCCUUUAUUGCUCAGUACAACCUUAUGAAGUUGGAGCACAACUUUGAAGGUCAAUCCGUUGCUUCCGACAUCAAUGAAGAAAGGUACUAUGGAAACACUGAGUACAAGCUCAAGCUCACUCAAAGCCGCCCUGAGAGAAUCUUGAGACUUACCACUCAGAUGAAGUUCAGACUUAGCGAAGGAAAUGGAGAAGCUUACUAUGUCAUCGGAGUUGGAGACAAGGGAGAAUCUAUCGGAAUUAAUCAAAAAGAAAUGGAAGGUUCUCUUCGAAUACUCCACAAAAUGGCCUCAACCUUGGAACUUGAAAUCUCCAUUGUCUAUAUUAACAAAGGAAGGCAUGGUGAGAUUGUUAAAGUUAAGGUUAUGUAAAUAACCUGCUUUAAUGAGUCUUAGUCUACCUUCCUUUUGGAAAGAUUAAGACAAAGAAGGUGAGGCUGAGCCAAUACGGACAAAGAAUCACAGUUGAAGUAUUGGAACACUACUAAUAUCUUAGCUAAUAACUAAGAUAUGCAAAGUAGAUUGACCAAUAUUUUAUAAGUAGGUGGUUAGAACCUCAUAUCUACCAUUUGCACACUUCUUAGAUGUUCUGCAUUUCCUCGAUUCUCAGAGGAUUUCAUGCAUUUUUAGUGGUUAAUUUAAUCACGAUUUUGAAAUCAUGAAAUGCAGAAUUAAUAGGAUUCACAAUAUAUUAAGGAAGCUGAGAUCAGAACGAUUCAUAUGCAUCCAAAACUCCUAAUCGUUAUCCCAAUAUCGAAUCAAAUAAUCAUAAGCUCAAAAAAGGCAGAGGAGCUAUGAAAGCAGCCACUAAAUUUCGCGAAGCAUUGAUCAAAAUUGUAGUUGAUCGUGCUGAGGUUUAGUACGCUUGUUGCUCUUCAUCUCCCUCUUUGAGUUUUAAAUCCCCCAUUCAGAACGAAGAUUCUAGAAUCUGAGGAUGUGUUGGAUACGCAUUUAUGAAUCUACUAGUACUAUUAUAAAUCAAGAAAAGCGCAAUCGAUUUUAAUAAGAUUAUAACCCAAAUUUGUGCUAGUUACAAGAAAUCUAAAGCUCUACACCAAAGUUCACACUGGAACAAACUCCAGAAAGGACAAAUAAGAAGGUGCUCAGCAGAGCCUCUCAUUGUGAAAGAUUCCCGUAUGGGCUACUCUAAAGCCAUCACCGUUACUAAUACUUUAGAAUUACAUAAUAAUUCAC